Molecule: messenger RNA, 1005 nt
Organism: Sordaria macrospora k-hell
Lineage: Eukaryota; Fungi; Ascomycota; Sordariomycetes; Sordariales; Sordariaceae
Source: RefSeq, a predicted model, not a curated record
AUGUUGGACCCAAACCAAAAAGCCGUCGUCAUCGGAAUCAGCGGCUGUUCCUCCAGCGGCAAGACGACACUGGCUCGACUUCUCCGCGACAUCUUCCCCAAUACCUUCAUCCUACACGAAGAUGACUUUUACAAGCCCGAGGCCGAAAUUCCUAUGAAAGAUGGCCUCACAAACUGGGACUGCCCAGAAGCCUUAAACAUUCCCGACAUGACGUCUGCGUUAGAGCACAUCCGCGCCACGGGCGAGUUACCUGCCACCUUCGACUCAAAAGAAGAUAUCAACUCCAUCGGCCCCUGCCCCAUCACCACGGACUUCAUCAACACCAUCAAAUGCCGCGUAGCCGACUGGCUGCAACCUUCCUCUCCGGGCCACCAGAUCCUCAAGUCCCCUCAGAAGCCCCUCAAAAUAUGCAUCCUAGACGGCUUCCUCCUCUACUCCCCGCCUCCUCUCCUUCCUGCCACCCUGCUCUCUCAAAUGGACAUCAAGCUCUUCCUGUUAGUCUCUAAAGCCAAAGCCCUACAGCGCCGCGAAGCAAGAGACGGGUACGUGACCCUCGAAGGGUUCUGGAAAGACCCACCCGGUUACGUGGAUAAGAUUGUGUGGCCUGAGUAUGUGCGGGCGCACGAGUGGAUGUUUGAAGAUGGGGAUGUUGAAAAAGCUAGAUUGAGGGGGGAUGUGAGGGAACGGUUGGGGGUGUUGGUGAAUUCGAAAAAAGAAGGAGAGGAGACGAAGAUGGAUAGGGAUUUUGGGGAGACGUUGGAGUGGGCGGUGGAGAGUAUUAUGCGGGAGUUGGAGAGGUUGGUUUUGGGCAAGGAGGAGGAGGACGGGCAGAAAGAGGGAGAGAAGGAGAGGGAAGAUGAGAAGGAAAAGAAAAGGGAGAAAGAGGCGAUUGCGCUGAAUAGUUUUGCAAUGAAGAAGAAGUGGGCGGCAGGGCAGAGGGAGAGGAAUGCGAGGGAGUUGCUGAUAAAGAAGGCGGAGGAGCAGCAGCAGCAGCAGCAAAAGUGA